Molecule: messenger RNA, 760 nt
Organism: Rhizophagus irregularis DAOM 181602=DAOM 197198
Lineage: Eukaryota; Fungi; Glomeromycota; Glomeromycetes; Glomerales; Glomeraceae
Source: RefSeq, a predicted model, not a curated record
AAAAAAAAAAAAUUAAUAAACAUUUAUUUUAAUAAAAAUUUAAUUACAAGAAAAUUUAAGUAAUCAUGAGUCGAAUUUUUAUUUUUGCAUUCGUUUUAUUUGCUACGCUUUUUGCGGUCAAUGCAGCACCACUUGAAAAAAGAGAAACUUCAUUUCCACCAUGUCCCGAUUUGCCACCAGAUGCAGUGGGACUCGAUGUAAAAAUGACACCUGAUCCCUUCGCUCCUGGACAAGAAGAAACGUUCGACAUUAAAGGAACAUUGAAAAAUGAUAUUAUCACUGGAGAUUUGCUUGGUAUUGCAUUCAUCAAUCUUGCCGAGAAACAUCCCGUAGGAGGUCCCCUCAUUGUGGAUAUUUGUUCAUUACCUGGAGUUACUUGUCCGAUUAAAGCCGGAACUACAUUUUCUACAACGCAGAAAUACAUUGCACCAGGCGCAGAAGAGUUGCCUAAAUCAUACGCUAUUGUAAUUGCAAUUGAACAUGGAAAUCCACCUGAUAGUGUAGCAUUAGCCUGUUCAGCUGCUAUUUUUGGUGCUAGUGAACCUCCUGCUGUACCUGCAGAUUUGGACUUUUGGGGUUUUUUAUAAGUGCUUGAUGUACUUAUUUUACACGAAUCUUUAAUUAUUAAUAAGUAAAUUAAUUAGUUAAUUGAUUAAUAACAAUUUUAUUUUUAUUUUAUUUUAAUUUUUUUUUUAUAUUUAUUAAAUAAAUAAAUAAAUUCUUUUUUUGCGUUUAAAAUAUUAAAUGUGAAAUAUUUUAU